Molecule: messenger RNA, 3102 nt
Organism: Nycticebus coucang (slow loris)
Lineage: Eukaryota; Metazoa; Chordata; Mammalia; Primates; Lorisidae
Gene: CCDC178
Product: coiled-coil domain containing 178
Exons: 20
Coding region: 1-2493 (830 amino acids)
Source: RefSeq, a predicted model, not a curated record
AUGAAAAAUGCUGCCUCACAUGGGUUGUUUCUCUUCAGUGCCCCAAAGGAAACCAUUGAAGUGGUUCAGGAAAGUGAAAUGACAAAUACUGAAGAGGUGAAUAACGGUAUUUAUUUUGGCUACCCAUCUCGACGUCAUAGCUGUGCUGUUGUAAACAUCCCAGCACCAUGUGUCAACAAAAUUAUUUCACACAUUGAAGAUAUGGAGUCUAAAAUACAGGAGCACUUGAAAAGGUUUGAAACUUCUUUUGAAGAAUGGAGCAGAACUUCUUCCAUAAGAGACCUGCAGGAAGAUGUUAGUAUUGUCACAUCAGUGGAAAAGGUCAAACAAGAAGGAGAGAGAGAUGAAAGGUGUCCAGAAUUAAAGCAGGAAAUGGAAACAUUACUGUCAGAGGCCAUCCAUCUCAUUAAGAGUCUAGAAACUGACCGGGCAGAUGCUGAAGAAGCUUUAAACCGACAAAGAGCAAGAAAGUCACAGAUUAGUACGAAAAUUGACUCUUGGUCAAUCUGGAAACUUCAAGAACUCCCUUUAGCUGUGCAGAAAGAACACGAGACUUAUUUGAGGGAUAUUGUAGAAUUACAAUGGAAUCUUGAGGAUAAAAUUACCCAACAAAAUCAUUUUGAGGAACAAAAGAAACAGUUAGAAGAAGCUAAUACAAAGAUUCAAGCAGAUAUAGACUUCAUGUUUGAACGUUGCUGUCAGCUGGAGGCAAAGCAUAAACAGGAACUUGAAGCUCUGAAUGAAUGUUAUCAAAAAAAAAGAGAGGUAACAAGAUUAUUCGAACAAGUUCAUGAUGAACUAGAAGAAACUUUGGCAAACUAUGAAAAUCUCAAAUUAAGGGCUAACAAAAAGAAAGAUGACAUCUACAAAGAUAUUUACAGUAAUGAAAUGAACAUAGUAGGCUACAAGAAACAGAUUGAUAACCUUGAGCAGCUCUGUGAUCACUACUGUUCAUCAAUAUACAAUGCUAAUAUUAACAUGGAGGAGCAAGAAGGUGCGGUGACUGAAGUACUAAGGGAAACAAAGUCAUCAACAGAGGAAUUGGAGUCUCUCACCAAAACACUAGAUGAUCUGAGAAAAAAUUAUGAGCAACUAUCCUGGAAGCAAAAACUCACUGACCAGAAAUAUAAGGAAGCAGUUAAUAAUUUUUAUAUUGUAAAAAAAUCUUGGGAUAGUGAGCUUUCUGUCAUCACACAAGAUUAUUCAGAGAUUUCAAUAACCUGUGGUAAAAUGAGGGAUGACAAUAGAAGAAUUGAAAUAGAUAUUGACACCAUAACAAGACAGAUUACUGACAGUAUAAGGAAUAGAGCAGAAUAUGAGUCUGAAAUAAAAUCUUUGUUAAAAGUGAAGGCAAUGAACGAUGAAGUGCUCAAACAGCUCUUUAAGGAGGCUUAUCAGAUCGGUUCUGUUUACCACCUAACCAAACAUAAAGUAGAGGAGAUAGAAAUUAAAAUAUCCGAAGUGAGAAGAAAAUUUAAGGCCAGAGAAGACUUCUUGAAAAAACUCACCCGAAUUCAAGUGACUAACUCGAUGAUGAUUCAGAAGAGGCUGUAUUCCCUUCAAGAAACGCAGCUACAGGAGAGGCAUGAACUAAUGAAAAAGAAAGCCAUCUACACUCUAGCACUGGCAGAAAUAGAGCCACCUCUGCUGGACCUAGAAGCAGAGGCUGAGAGGAUCAGAGCUCUCCACAAAAGACACUCUGACAAACUUUAUGACGUAAUUGUGAAGAAAAGUUUUGUUAAAAGAAAAGUGGCAAAAACACAUAAAAGAUUGAGAAAAAGGGGAAAGAAAACCCGUGCGGCACUGAUAGCAACUGAGGGUAAACGUUCAUUAAUUUUUCAGGAAAUAGACACCACUAAAAAUAAAACAGUUACUUUCCAGGCACAAAUAAAGGAAAUGGAUGAGGCAUUAAAAGCAAUAGAAAAGAGAAGGAAUAGUUUGGACGUGAUGAUUGAUAUUUUAAAGGAAAAAUUUUUAACUGUGAGAUUUAAAAAGGAACAGGCACAAGCUGUGUUUGAUCAUUUAACAGAAGAGAAAAAACAAUGUGAAGAGAGAAUUUCACAGGAAGAUAAGAGGUUUAGGGCACUUCUUGCUAUGAGGCAAAAAACUCUGGAAGAAAUUGAAGUAAGUAUUAUUUUUGACACACUGGAAGAAAAUCUACGUUUAGCUCAAGAGUAUGAAAAGUUGCAGGAUAUUUUCUUAACAGAAAAGGACAAUUAUUUGAAUCUGUAUGAUAGACAGCUAUCACUUGAUGCUUCACUUAGAGAUAAUAAACAGCUCCGUCAGCUGCUGAAAUGGAUGCAGGAACUGUGGAGGGAGUACUUCAGACUGGUGGUCCUCUUCAGCCAGAUGAAGCUGGCCAAAUUCCAGGCAAACUCCCAGGAGAGCAUUCAGAAAAUAUUAGCUGUGCAGGAGGAAUCUUCAAAUUUAAUGCAACACAUCGUAGAUUUCUUCCAGACUUUGACAGAUGGCUCAUGCAAAAACAAUGGUUAAGCAAACAACUGACGUAUCUUGGAUGCUAAAAUAAAAGACAAGAAAAGUCACACAGUUCAGAUAACAGUGUAAUUGGACAUUCACCUGUUUGCCAUUUUACACUUCCAUGGACCAAAAACUCACUCACCUCCCAGCAUGCUUUGCCACUUUUUUACUUACAGCAAAUCCAUAACAAUGAAACAGGUGACUUUCAUGCUGCUGUCAGGAACGAUCUAAUUUCAGCUCUGGGUGACUGAUUGCAAUUGGCUUUGCCUCAUCUGAUAAUUAAUCUAUGUCACCAUUAAUUGGAAGAGAGAAUAAUUACUGGCGGUGUUGACAGUGACUGUUCGCUUCCCCAGAUUUCCCCAUCGUGUUGGCCCAAAUAAAGGCUUUGCCAUGCAGUACUUAAAGUUUGUGUAAACUGUAACAAUAUCUAUGCCCAUGUGACACUUUCAGACACUCUGUCUAAUGUACUUUUGUUUUUGUGUUUACCAAUCUUUUUUAGCUCACUGAGAGCUGUCUCUCUCAAUCACUCCUCAAUGUUCUAUCUUAAUUUUGUGGAAGUUUAAAGUUUUCAAUGAGCUGGAGAUGAAUGAUUAAUGAAUAAAUUUAAAUGCUUCAUUUUGUCCA